Molecule: messenger RNA, 408 nt
Organism: Tauraco erythrolophus (red-crested turaco)
Lineage: Eukaryota; Metazoa; Chordata; Aves; Musophagiformes; Musophagidae
Source: RefSeq, a predicted model, not a curated record
GUGUAUGUGCUCAAGCGGCCGCAUGUGGAUGAGUUCCUGCAGCGCAUGGGUGAACUCUUUGAGUGCGUCCUCUUCACCGCCAGCCUGGCCAAGUACGCGGACCCUGUGGCUGACCUGCUGGAUAAAUGGGGGGCUUUCCGGGCACGGCUUUUCCGGGAAUCCUGUGUCUUCCACCGUGGCAACUACGUGAAGGACCUGAGCCGCCUGGGACGUGACCUGCACCGCAUCAUCAUCGUGGACAACUCACCCGCAUCCUACAUCUUCCACCCCGAUAACGCCGUGCCGGUGGCGUCCUGGUUCGAUAACAUGGCGGACACGGAGCUGCUGGACCUGCUGCCCUUCUUCGAGAGGCUCAGCAAGGUGGAGGACGUGUACGCAGUGCUCAAGAAGCAGCGGACUAACAGCUAA